This is a messenger RNA of Lottia gigantea (owl limpet), 948 nucleotides long. RefSeq lists its product as hypothetical. Gene Ontology annotation, molecular function: nucleic acid binding; nucleotide binding. The transcript is spliced from 2 exons. The coding region runs from base 1 to 948 and encodes 315 amino acids. Lineage: Eukaryota; Metazoa; Mollusca; Gastropoda; Lottiidae. The record is from RefSeq and is a predicted model, not a curated record.
AUGGCGGAUUUAGAUAGCGAAUAUCCGAGAGCGGAAAGUGGUAGACCAUUUCUACCGGAAGAAAAUAAAGAAUUUGUCAAGAUCUUUAAUGAACAGAAAUUCAGACCUAGAACUGCUAUUUUAAAAGUCUGCAAUUGCAUGAAAUUAUUAGGCAAUUCGUUGUAUGGUAAAUCUAUUCAGAAGGAUAUAAAUACAUCGAGACAUCUAUGGAGUGAAGCGACUUUAAAAGCCAACUUCGAUUCACACGUCAAAAGCUAUGAAAAAGUAAAAGAUAGUCAAUAUAUAGUUCAGAUGAAUGAUGAAGAAAAAGAAUUUAUUCCUCCUAAAUCUACACGACUAACACCUAGUCAUUUGGGAUCAUUCGUUUUAUCUCACAGUAAAAAAAUAAUGAAUAAUUUCAUUCGCGUAAUAGAUGGAUUUUAUAAGCCUGAAAUAUACUAUACGGAUACCGAUAGUUUAUACAUUUCGUCUAGCAAUUGGGAUAAAUUAUAUGAAGGUGGGUUGGUGUCCGAAAAUGAUUAUUGUAAAGGAAAGAAUGAUUACGGUGAUGGUGGAAUUAUAUUUGGUUUAUAUUUAGCGCCAAAAGUUAAAUACAAUAUCAUUCUAACUUCCGAUGGUGUUUUAAAAGAAAAGAAAACGUUUAAGGGUUACUCUAAAGAUAAGAUAUCCGUAGAAGAUUAUAUUCGAUUAGCUAGUGGACUCGAUGUAACGAAUGAAUUUAAGAAACCUUGGGUAAAAAGUUUCACCAAUGGAGUAGUUAUUCCAAAGGAUGAUGAUAAACAAAAGAAAGUUUUUAGAAGUUAUCUAAAUCUCGUUAAGAGAAAAGCACCAAACAGUGAAGGAAUCAUGUAUCCUUACAACGACGGAAAAGAAUUGAACAUAGAUGAAAACUACGAAUUUGGUGAUUUCGAUUACCUUACUAUUCAAGAAGAGAAUGAAGAGUGUUAA